Molecule: messenger RNA, 930 nt
Organism: Letharia lupina
Lineage: Eukaryota; Fungi; Ascomycota; Lecanoromycetes; Lecanorales; Parmeliaceae
Exons: 2
Coding region: 1-930 (309 amino acids)
Molecular function (GO): acyltransferase activity, transferring groups other than amino-acyl groups
Source: RefSeq, a predicted model, not a curated record
AUGGCUAGAAUACGCCGUUCGAACCACAGCAUCGAGCACCAAAGCACCAAGGGCCAUAGCACGGAAAGCGAAACAAUCAAAACCCUACGGCUCCAGCUACGCGAAGCCCGCGAGAGUGAUCUCGCCGACUUCCACGAAAUGCUCAGCAGCGGCGACGUAAUGCGAUACUGGGCUUGGCCCACCCAUACCUCCAUCGACCAGACAAAAUCGUACCUCAACGACAUGAUCGCAUCGGCUACAAACGGAGAUAUGGAAUUCGCCAUCGUGCUCCCUGCUCCUAUGCCUGUCGACCGUUUUUCCACCGCUGUCAGUAAAGACAAAGUCAUAGGCACAGCAGGAAUCUGGGACGAAGCAACAGGUGAAAUUGAACUCAUGCUCCACCGCGAUUCUUGGGGCCAGGGUUACAUGAGCGAAGUAUUGACGACGCUCAUACCUAUAUUCUGGCAAAAGGGGUUGCAAAAAGUCAUUGCGGAUGUGGAUCCGAGGAACAAGGGUAGUAUUAAAUUGCUGAAUAGGUUUGGCUUCGUGGAAACGCGUAGGGAGAAGAAUACUUUCGAGACUGAUAUUGGGUGCCCAUUCCUACCGGAGCGUCGCGCGCUGAAGCCCAAGUUCUCAACUUUUGAUAACGGGGUCCGAGUGUCGAACAUAUCCGCAGCAGGCUUGCUCAAAGGUAUCACGACAAGUCCUCGGGUUGCGCUCUACGUGGAGGAGUUUGCCAUCACUAGCUGGCGUGACCGUUGGGAGAAUGAAGAAAAGGCAGUCAACACACCCAUGGCAUUCGAUCCACAAGCUGAGGAGGAGGGGCGUCGCUACCGCCACACACCUUACGCGGAAGAAGACUUGAAACUUUUGGAACGAGCGGCGAAGAGGGUUGAACCCGUUGUCGGCGACGUCGAGUCUCUUGUCGAGGGAAUCAAAAGGUGGAAGUGA